AUGAAUCCUGCCCCGGUCGCCUUUACUUUUCCUCCUCUCUUUUCCAUUAUCUCCCUCUUGCUUGUGUAUACUGUUCCAGUCUCCGCUUCGAGUGGGUCGCAUAUUGAACGCUCUGGAAGUGUCCAUGUCCGCCCUCCACUAAACAGACCGCUGUUUGCAAUCCAGAUUGGCAGCAUCGCUGGUGCUUACAUCGUAUUCGUUGCCGUUCUGCUCGGCCUUCUUCUCUUCGUCGGACGACGACUGCGUCAGACAGUUCAGUCUUCCAAUUACUCGUUGCAGAUGCAGAUGCUGAGGCCUGUCAAGCCGACUCUUGAUAUGGACCCCAGCCCAAUCUCUCCCACCUCGCAGAACCUUCCUAGUCCCACUAGAUCGAAUGGUUUCACCUCGUGGGGCACUGUCAAUCGAGGAGGCAGGCCUUCUCAGACUUCUUUUAACGGCAGCAUGGUGACCGUCGACGAGUCCGUGGUUGCUACAGACCGCCAGAGGGCCCAAGAUGAAAUGGAGAUGCUCUAUGCAGCGGUCAUGGAGCACGAUGCUCAAAAGGCUGCCGGGAUCAAUGUCUCCACGGGGGACUCGGAUUCCCAGAGUCAAUCCCCGGAUAGCCAAUACACCAACCCAUUCACCGACCGCCAUGCUUCGGGAAACCAGGAGUAUCCUCCCGCGGCGCCAUUGAAGUCCCCAUUGAAGUCUCCCAAGCCGUCUCGUUUGACGAAGUUGUUCAGCUCCAAUUCUCGAUCAAAUCCGGAUGCAGGCAAGCUGCGGUCUCCGCGACUUACUCGAAAGCAACAGAUGUCGAUUUCAUCUCCUCUUGCUUCUCCAGAAAUCCGCUCACCCCAGCCCUAUGUCCCUGAACAGCCACCUCUAUCACCACGGAUCUAUAACCCCGGCCCACCUCCUUCGGUGCCCCGCCCAGGACCGGCGGCUGGUCAAAUUAUGCCUCCCACAGGGCGUGCACGCGUGCCCGCCCCAUUGAACCUGUCUCCUGCCACCCAGGCGACAUCGAACUUGCCAUUCCGUGAUGCAUAUCCCCUGCGCAGCGCUCCGGCAACUAAGACAACCAUCCUGGAGAGACCCGUUAAGAAUUCACGCGGGCCUGUGACAGGCAUGCCGACGCCAUACAGUGCGUACAUGCCUUUUACUCCGGUGACACCGUUCACACCUGGCCGAACGGUGACGAAGCGCCAGCGGAAACGCGAAGACAAACAACACGGCCUUCGAGUCCUGAAUGAAGACGAUCUGGUCAAGGAUGAUAAUGACAUGUGGGGCUGA
Penicillium cinerascens is the source of this 1269-nucleotide messenger RNA. RefSeq lists its product as uncharacterized. Lineage: Eukaryota; Fungi; Ascomycota; Eurotiomycetes; Eurotiales; Aspergillaceae. Bases 1 to 1269 code for a protein of 422 amino acids. The record is from RefSeq and is a predicted model, not a curated record. The transcript has a single exon.